Messenger RNA from Schistocerca gregaria, 9397 nucleotides. RefSeq names its product histone deacetylase 5 (gene HDAC4). Gene Ontology annotation, molecular function: histone deacetylase activity. Gene Ontology annotation, biological process: negative regulation of transcription by RNA polymerase II; chromatin organization. Lineage: Eukaryota; Metazoa; Arthropoda; Insecta; Orthoptera; Acrididae. The transcript has 24 exons. Gene Ontology annotation, cellular component: histone deacetylase complex. The coding region runs from base 242 to 3469 and encodes 1075 amino acids. The record is from RefSeq and is a predicted model, not a curated record.
GGCAACGGCAUAGAAUUGUUUUUGUGCUUGUGUAUUUAUUGUGGAUAUUAGUGAUAAAACAGCUUUGUAGUUUCGAAGUGGAUAAUAGUUCGUAAUUUUUUUCUGGAUUUACACCUGAAAGUCGACAAGCGUGGAGUUGCCAUACUGACAUCGCAGUAUCCUGGAGACGAGGCUGGCAGCCGGAAGCGGGUUUGCGGAAACACUGGCGAGGUCAUGCGUCGGAUAAUGUGACGUCAGGGACAUGUCCGCCAAGGACGACGACAACAGCGCCAGUGCAGCGGGAGGCCCCCUGCGGCCCGCCGCGCUCGCGGCCAGCCCCUGCCACCCCCGGCCGGACGCCGCCGCCCCCGCCGCCGUCUCCUUCGCGCACCUGCCGCCCCCGCCGCUGCCACACAACGAUAUGGCACGUGACUCACCGCCCACGUCGAGCCCCGUGCUUCAGCGCCGAGGCGCCACCGGCGCCAGCAUCGCUGCCGCCGGGGUCGGCCUGCCCGGCAUGCCACUCGAUAAGGAGCACGCCUUCCACCAGCAGAUACAGCAGCUGAAGAAGCAGCAGCAGCUGCAGCAGCAGAUCCUCCUGCAGCACUUCCAGGCACAGAGGCAGCAGCUGGCCGAGCAGCACGAGCAGCAGCUCCGCCAUCACAUCAAGCUGUGGGAGCAACAGAAGCAGCUGGAGGAACAGCGCGAACGCAGGGAGAAGGAGAAACUGGAGGCGAUCAAGAAGAAGGACAAGCACGAGCAGAGCGCCGUUGCUUCCACCGAGGUCAAGCAGAAGCUGCAGAACUUCCUGCUAAACAAGAAGCAGUGUGAGGCUGCAGCUGCUGCUAAUGGAGCCACUUCAGCCUCCGGGAUGUCUUCAUUGUCGGGUUCUGCAUCAAAUUUCCGCAACUGGAGUAUCCUACACGGUCACGACGGAGGACCGGGAACGGCGGCAGCUGGGUCCUCGGCGGGGGCACACCCAUACCGCCUACCGUCCAUUGUAGCCAAGUAUGAUGACGACUUCCCUCUCAGGAAGACAGCAUCCGAACCAAACCUGCUCAAGGUGCGACUCAAGCAAAGGGUGAUUGAGCGCCGAUCUAGCCCCAUCGCCAGGCGCAAAGAUCGACUUCUGGCCAACAUCAAGAGGAAGUCACAACUCGCAACGGAAGUGAAUGCUGGUGGUGUGGGAGCAAACAGUGUGGACUCUGGUCCAAAUUCCCCCCCGGCAAUCCCAGGUGGCGGAGGCCGCCAGCCCUCACCAUCUCACCAGAUGGGUCGCAGCAGCACACCAAUUCAAGAGGAAGGUGAAGGCUGUGGCAGCCAGCAGGGCAGCGUGGGAGAGCUCUCACUGUACAGCAGCCCGUCGAUGCCCAACAUCUCACUGGGGCGACCUCCGACUCACUCUGUGCCGGAUGCAACGCACUUGCACGGAAGCGCAGGGUUGGGCACAGUGUCAGAGGCAGAAGUACGUGCUGCCUUCACAGCCAGGCUGGGAAUGCCACUCACCGGUCAAAUGCUGCCGGGGACUCUGCCUUUUUACCCAACAUUACCAGUGAUCGACGGGGAGUACAGCUAUGCCGGUGGCAGUGCCACCCUUGGAACUGCACCCGGAAUUACAGAUGCACAGGUGGCGCACGCCCGCCUGAAUCGCCGCCCACUGGGACGCACGCAGUCGGCACCGCUCCCGCUGGGCCACCCCGUGCUGGCACUUGUGCCACCAUCGCACUCUCCUUCUCAGUACGACGACUUCCAGCACCAGCAGCAACAGCAGCAGCACAACUUCCUGAGACAGCAAAUCCGGCAGACAGUACUGACGCGUGCUGGCAGCCGUAGUCAGGCAGCUGCAGCUGCAGCUGCAGCGGCUGGUGGGGGUGGUCCCGGCGGGAUCACCGCUGGACAGCUGGACGAGGCGCCAGAGGUGGAGGCUGAUGACUCAGCCGAGAUUAUUGAUCUCACAGAUCGCCGCAGUGACGAAAGUGAAAUGUCUCGGCAGCAGCGUGAUCGCGAGCGUUUCUUGCAGCAGCAGCGUGACCUCAUGAUGAGACACACGGCACAGGGCAGUGAUGGUUCAUUUCUGGGCCGGCCGUCAGUGUCUGGGAGGCCACUGGCACGAGCCCUGUCCAGCCCUCUGGUAGCUGUAGGUGCCAGUGAGGGAGCUGGCCCCACAUCCGGGACAGCUCUGGCGUUUGACUCAGCCAUGCUGAAGCACGCGUGUGUCUGCGGGGACAACUCGGGCCACCCGGAGCACGGCGGACGCCUGCAGAGUGUGUGGGCGCGUCUGCUGGAGACGGGGCUGGUAGCACGCUGCCAGCGCCCAAGGGCGCGCAAGGCAUCACUCGAAGAGAUCCGUGCCUGCCACUCGGAGGCACACGCCCUGCUGUUCGGCACCAGCCCGCUCAACAGGCAGAAACUGGAUGUCGGCAAGCUGUCUCAGCUACCGGUCAAGAGCUUUGUGCGGCUGCCGUGUGGAGGGGUCGGCGUGGAUUCGGACACCACCUGGAAUGACGUUCACACGGCGACGGCAGCACGCACGGCCGUUGGGUGUGUGGUGGACCUGGCUUUCAAAGCCGCAACAGGUGACAUCAAGAAUGGAUUUGCCAUAGUGCGCCCACCAGGCCAUCAUGCAGAAGCUUCACAGGCUAUGGGCUUUUGUUUCUUUAAUUCAGUGGCCAUUGCAGCACGACUGUUACAACAGAGGUUAAACCUACACAGGAUCCUGGUAGUUGAUUGGGAUGUGCACCAUGGAAAUGGCACCCAACAGAUGUUCUACGAUGACCCACGCAUUUUGUAUUUAUCGAUCCAUAGACAUGAUGAUGGAAAUUUUUUCCCAGGCACAGGAGGACCUACAGAGUGUGGUAUGGCGGAAGGCUUGGGUUUCAAUGUAAACGUUGCGUGGUCGGGAGGCCUGGCUCCUCCAAUGGGCGAUGCGGAGUACUUAGCUGCAUUCCGGACGGUGGUCAUGCCCAUUGCAAAGGAGUACUCUCCAGAGGUGGUGCUGGUGUCUGCAGGGUUUGAUGCAGCUGCAGGGCACGCUGCUCCUCUGGGUGGCUACAAAGUCUCCCCAGCGUGCUUUGGCCACAUGACUCAUCAGCUGAUGCAGCUCGCUGAUGGAAAGGUCAUACUCUCACUAGAAGGUGGAUAUGAUCUGGCCUCCAUAUGUGAUUCAGCUGAAGAGUGUGUGAGAGCUCUCCUAGGUGAUGAACCCAGCCCUCUGUCUGAAGAUGAGCUGCAACGAUCACCGUGUCAGAAUGCUGUGGACACACUGCAGAAGACUAUUGCAAUACAGCUGUCACAUUGGCCCUGCCUGAAGAGAGCAGCACACACGGUCAGCUGGUCUGCGAUGGAGGCAGCGCAGAAGGAGGCGGAGGAGUCGGAGACACUGUCAGCCAUGGCCAGCCUGUCGAUGCGGCACCAGUCCAACAGCCUGCAGUCACCACCACAUUCACGUGAGCCAUCAGAGGAACCUAUGGAACAGGAUGACGCAAAGUGAACAGCCACUGCACAUUUCUCGAAUAUUAUUGUCAUAAAUGGCUACUGCAAACCAGGCAGGCUUUUGUAAAUGGGUGUUGAAAAUAUACCCAGUGUAUUGGAAUUGUACUUUGGCUGCAAGCUGUGUGCAGCUAUAAAAAUCUCUAAGAAUGUUUCAUUGAGCAGUGGCUUCCUUAUUGGAAAGUGUAUGAUGCGUACUUUUGAUUGUUGGGCAUCGAUGUAUGUGAUGCCCUAGUUUGUUGUGAAAGAAACACAAAGUUUGUGUUUGAUUCGGAGAAGGUUCUUGGAAAGCAAAGACGUCACUGGUUGACUGUAUUGAUUCAGUGUUGUACUUCUGUUCAGAUGCAACGAAUGUGAAAAACGUAUUUGUAUGAUCCAUAUCUCCAUGUUGUAUUGUUGACACAUUUUCUUUAGUAAUUUGGCAUGUUUUGUUUUACGUAGAGUGUAUCUUGUUAUGUGAAGGAAUUGAGAAGGAGAUUUAUUACAGAAGUAUUUGUUUGUGAAGUAAUUAAUAUUUCAUACAAAAGACAUUAGUUAUAGGAAAUAUGAUUUGAUGAAAUUAGGUGUUGUAUGUAUGCAUGUGUGUGUCUAUGUAUAUAUAUAUAUAUAAAUGUCUUUUUACAGUGUCAGAUGAUACACAUUAUUUUUUUUAUGUAUAUUGCGUGAAUAUAUGGCUGUAACUGAUAGCCUAAUGGUAAAUGUUGACAGUUUAUUGUAACAGUAGUUUAUGAAGUGCUGGACACUUUAUUUCUCGAGUUUUCUGUCUUUGUCAGAUAUUGUGGGAUUAUACAAGUGAUGUGUUAAACGUCAUGUUUUGAGUUGCAAUUGUACAUUGAUGUUGCAUAUAAUAGCCAGUUUUGUGAUAAAAGAUAUAACAAUUAUGUACUUUAAAUUUCAGUUGCAAAAGUAAUUAGUUACGUGUCCAUAAGUGUUACAUAGUAUUUGUACGACAAGUAUGUCGAGCUCAUGUUUGUGUACCUCGACGUAUAAUAUAUGUUGUACAAGCUUGUUCGGUAUGUCGGAGAUGCUAAAUUGUAUGGUAAUUGUGAUAAAUGUGCAGGCGUGAUUCGAAGAGCAUUUAUUUUUAUGUCAAGGAUUUUACAUAUAUAUUUAAAGAAAAAACUGAUCAAAUUUUUAAUGGGAAAUAUUAUUUGUUGUUAUACAGAUUUGUAUAUGUGGUUACAUAUAAAUUCUGACCGUCUUUAAUGUCAUUGAAAAGUUAAACUUUUAAUAAAUGCAAGUGUUGUUUGUCCAUAGUCGUUGUGAGAGAAUGUUUAUUCUUAUCUGACAGAUAACUGUUAUAGUUGCAAAUAUUUUAUGCGAUAAUGAGCCGUUUGCAUUCACUGUGAGAAGGAGCUUUAUAAAUGGUUGUGAUGAUGGUAUAUAUAUAUGAGAGCUGCCUGUAUUGUCUAAGUAAGAUGCCGACAUUCCUGUAUGAGAAAGUAGAACUGAAUGUUCCUGAUUUAUGUAACCGUGAAUCUGUAAUAGAAGUGAAGAUUGCACAUAUUCAUUGUCUUACUUGAAAUCUGAGCUUACAGGAACGUAAGAAGUGUAUUUCAUCACGUAACUGAUGCCUUGUGGCACUCUUCUUACCCUCUUUUUUUAAAUAAAUAAAUAAAUAAGUAAAUAAAAAAUUGCUGACAGUUGUCAGCAGUGAACAGGCACAUGCAAGUCAUUACUUAAUGUUAAGUUCAGGUUUCUUAUUUCUUUCUUUUUUUCCUUUGUCAUACUGAUACAUUCCGACAGAACACAGCAAUCCUCUUUCGUAUUGCACUGAAAACUGCUUUGAAGCACCUUGCCAUGAAGAGAGGGAAUGAAGUUUGGAGGGAGGUAGAGGGUAGUUUUGGAAAUAUAGCCAGCACAUUUGUCCCCCUCAUGUGCCUGUGUUCAGCUGGGACUUGUUGAGCAGGGUGAACAGCAAUUUGUGGCUCACUUUGAUUAUUACCUUGUUUGUCCUAGCUGCUGGCCUAGUUAUGCAGACAACAUUAUUUGUAACGGUAAUCUACUGUAUUUUAUUCAUUGUGUGUCUUUACAUAAUAUUCUAACUGUACUUUUGCAGACAGAUGCAUACGCUAGAAUUUGGUUGAGGUCAUGAAAUUGGUAAUUAUUGAUGUUCUCCAUUUACUUAGUGAACUAAGCAUACUUUCACACACACAUUCUGUGCCAUUUCUGCUUCUGACUUUGCUGUUUAUCACCUUAAAACCUAACUGUAUCACAUUCACUAUGUUGACUGUUUGUGCAGAUAUUAUAUUUGCUAAAUAUUUCCAUAUUUCUGUUGCACAAUAGGAAAAAUGUUUGGUCUCGUGAUGGCACAUACAUGAGGACACAAGUAUUGAAAGUGUACAGUUUAUGAGCUACAAAAUAUUGGAAAAGUAUUUUUGUCCUUACGAUUAUUUGUAUCUAUUUCAUCAAGUUUGUUAUUAAUACAAAGUUACAAACAACAGAACAUGAGUGAAAUGUGUGAUGGCCAUCUUGUUAAUCAAUAAAAUAAGCCUGACUUGGUUGAAUUUUUGUGCUUCUGUGCAUACCAGUUGUAUUAGCUUCACCAUUGUGAAGAAUGCUUUGCAUUUUGAAGUAAUUACAUUGUUUACUCUUUACUGAGCAUUUAAUAUCUUAAUUGCCUGGAGGUCUUGAGAGACAUGGAAUAAAUUUUUAAUACUUGUACCACACAGCGAGAAAAAAAUGGUUAAUAGUUCUACACUGAUAGCUCUCAAAUGAAAGUGUGGCAGAUUUUGCCUUGGUUUAUGUGUCACAGAUAUGUAUGAACAUUGAGCUAAUGGACAUAAACAUUCUAAUUAACCAUACCAUAUAAAUUAAACAGAUGUAGAUUAUCUUAAGAAAAGUCAUUCACUCUUGAGAAAGUGAUUUUCUCAGUAUAUUUUCCUUUUCUUGUAGUGUACAUUCUCGAAUAACGAUUUGGAACUCUCUUUCAGUUUCUUAUUAGAUUACAUCAAUAACAUCCCUCAAAUGUGUGUUCAAGGAAGGUUAUCAAAAUAAUUUUCACCUAUACCGAUUGUCAUAAAUAUAUAACACAUCAGCCCAUUCUGUCAUAUAAAUAAAGCUGCAUAAUCCAGCUUAGAUCAUCUAUCAGAGUGGUCAUAAUUUGUGUGUGUGUGUGUGUGUGUGUGUGUGUGUGUGUGUGUGUGUGUGUGUGUGUGAGAGAGAGAGAGAGAGAGAGAGAGAGAGAGAGAGAGAGAGAGAGAGAGAGAGAGAGAGAGUGAGAAAGAGAGAGAGUGUGUUAGUAUAUUUUGAAGUAUAUGUCACUUGAUAAAAAAGGGGGAACCAAGGCAGAGAACACUGAAAUUAAAUUACUUGUAUUUAUACACAUUGUUAAUUCUAGUCAAAAGUUACAGUGGAACAUUCCAUACAUUUAAAGAAAUAAAAUAUGUUUCAGGUACCUGAAUGUCACUUAAAGCUUAUGGGGAAAUACCUGUGAGUUUGCCUAUGUGUUGGAAUGCUCACAUAAAUCCUUAUUUUCAGAUACCUAAUGUAAAUAAAAUUAAAAUAAAUGUAUUAUUUCAGUAAUCCAUAAUUUUUAAAGCACUGACCUUGCCCCUCAGAUUUAAUUUGUAAAAAAAAGAGGAUGAUAAAGUUGUCAUAAUGUUGUCUAAUUGCAAUUGAGCAAAUGUUUCUGUCAUUAAAUGCUACAGUGUAAAGGAUUUGUAAUCAGAGGUGCUGUGCCUAGUCUCUUAUGACAGCACCGGUAACUUUUUCUUUUAACGGUUUGCUCUUAUAAAUAAGUCAGCAUAAGUAAAAUGAAAGUAGUAUGCGUAAAAUGAACUGGAAGGUUGCAUAUUUCUCCACAUUAUCUUUAGGUGUAUGGGGAAAUUAUCGUGGCAGAACUAUGGAAUCUUAAUUAACCACAUCCCUAAAAGCCCCAUGAAAUGGAGUCUUAAUUAUUGGGAAAAAAAUUAGAUAAAACAAUGAUUUUCCAACCGUUUUAACUAUCAGUGCUGCAAGAUGAUUGUUUUGUUACAUAGUUGUGAGGAUUAAAAGUGAUUAGGAGGGGAAUUCUUCCAAACUCUGUAGAAGAAUAAGGAUUUCCAUAACCUAUAGAGAAGCUUAAAUGUCAUAAGUGGAUCUAUCAGUUCUUGUAUUUGUUGUUAUCUAAGGACAGUCCAAUAGGACAAGAAUGGCAUAAAUGCUAACAGUUUACCAAACUUGAGCUUCAGUUCUGUGAGAUUUAUUUGUCUGAUGUGCAAAAUUCUGUAUCUGACUUUAUUUUGAUUGCUAACAGUUUUGUGUGAACAUUUUGUCCUAUUCAGGAUUUCCAGUGAUUGUCAACUACACCAAGAGCUAAUUUUCAGUAGUUGUUAAAUUUAUGAGCAGAAGUACUGUCCUGUCUCUCCUCAGAACUGUUGCUAGCAAGAUAUGUGUUGUUAAUCCACCAUAUUGUAAACUGUAGAUGACAGGUUGGGACUGUGACACAAAAUUAAUUCUCAGCUGCUCAGAAUUCAGAAGCUUUUCACACCAAACAUAAAGCUUGUGUUUCAGGCUGUUUUAGACAUUCAUAAAAUGACACAUUUAUGGAAUCUCUUUUUUGUAAGAGCCUUAAAUACUAUGUAAAUCUACAGACAUUUGGCAUUGUUUCAAUGCUGGACUUAACAAUAUAGUCGGGUAGUUGUUACAUCAAUAAAAAGCAACAAAACUAUAUAGUAAUUGAAAAGAAAUUUGUGUUAUGUUGUCACUGAAAAUAUCAUUAUAUAUGCUGCAAGUAUUUCUUCUUUCAUAGAAAAGCUCCUAGCUUUGAGGAACUCAAUGUCAACACUUCAUGUACAAAAGAAACAUAAGUUGGCAUCAAAUGCACUACAUCUCUUUUUAAGUUUUUCCACAGAACGCACUUUAAUUAUGUAUGUAUUUGUGUCACAUUAAAAGAUUGUGUCAGCUGUGUGUGUAUUUACCUGAUCUACAGUACCAACAACUGAGUUGACCUUCUUUUCCACUGCUGAUAACUGCUUGCAAUGAAUGUGUUACAGGACAGGAAUUUCUUAUUCAUUAGUAGAACUUUUUUGUGCUUUUAUUUUGUGGAAAUGGAAUUCUGGCUGUAGCAUAUAAUUGACAGUAAAAUUUUGCCGUUUAUAUAGAUUCGAAGGCGCCUGCUGUCAUUCUAGGAGUGUGGCAAAUUUUUAAUGUUUGCCUCCACCUUACUUCCCUAUAACUCUUUAAAAAAAAUGCAGAAUAGAAACUUCUCUCCCCCCUUCUCAACCCUCCCCCUCCCUUUACAAUGUUAUUUAUACCUGAUAUCUAAUAACUGGAAAGAAAUACCUGCUAUUUAAAUCCAAGUUUGUUUGGUCUGGUUUUCAGUCAUAAAGUGUAUUACUAUACCAGUUUGUAUAGCGAGGACAGAAGGAAUUUGCUUGGUCAAUCUAAAUUCAUAAAAUAUGGUAUGCUGUAAAUCACACUAUCUCUAAUAUAUAUUUUGUGUGUAGAUUAUUCUGUGAAAAUAAUAAUUUGAUACCAAGUGUAUAAUUACUCUCUUGUUAAGUGAAUCUCAUAUACUUUGUCACCGUGUUUCACAUGUAUGACUUGUGAUGUAGUCUCGCAUUGUGUAUUUCAAGCUUCUUUCGAGGAUGAAAUAUAAAUGUUUGAAAGAUUGUAGGUCCUCAUUGUUAUGCUCAUGUAGUGACUUUUGAUUGUUGCUUGUUACAUUUAACAUGUGGAUGUAUAUUGUUAAAUUUAUAUCUAUUUUAUGAAUAUGUUGUAACAAUUUUAUGUCACAUAAAAGUUGCCAUAUGUAAAUGCUAAACCACAGAGCAUGUUAAUAUUAUUAAGUAUAGAGCUAUAAUGCUGUCAUAUGUUGUCAGUGUCUUUCAGAAUACAUGUUUACAUUUGUUGAUGGCAUGAUUGUGUGCAAUAGCAGAAGCGUGCAAGUUACUGUUAUCGCUAAUGAAUUUUAUGUAUCAAUAAAUUUUCCAUUUUGAUGAAAGUU